GUUCUCGGCUAAGGUCUCUUAAGUACUAUAUAUCAAAAAGACAGGGCAAGCGGUAUAGUCCGCUAAGGACACGUCGUGAUCGUGCGGUCCAUUUCGGGUGCUGCCAGGGCUCAGGAAGCUAUUUCUGUGUGCAGAUGAUUAGGUUUUUGCUUUAGCAUACACGCGUUGACCUGUGCACUAGCAAGGAGUUUUCCCAGGUGCUACAAUGCAGACCUUUGGCCCAAGGCCCGGCGCUCCACCAGGGGUAAUGCCACCACCACCUGGCGGCAUUGGUGCUCCUGUUGGGUUUCCAGGGCCACCUGGCGUGCCACCUCCUGGCCCCGGUGGCUACCCGCCUGCAAUGGCCCCUCCUCCUGGAAUGCCUCCUCCGCCGGGAGGCGUUCCAGCGGCCCCACUUAGCGCCUCGUUUGGCGCCAUGAACCUCGGCCCACCUGGGAUGCCGCUACCGCCUGGGGGCGCUCCCGUCCCCGGCGGUUUGCCUGUCAAGCCUCUAGGAGGAGCUCCCGCAGCACCCUCCUUUCCGCCUGGCCCGCCUGGUCCUGGGGGCAUGCCACCCAUGCCCGCCGGUCUGUCUACUCGGGGUAUGCCGCCCCCUCCGCCCGGUGGGUUCCCGCCUGGUCCCCCAGGGCCUGGGUCCAUGCCGCCUGGGCCGCCUGGCAUGCCGCCCCCUAGCGACGGACUGCAACAGCGGCCGUCUGCAGGUUUUCCCCCUGGUCCCCCAGGGCCGCCCGGCGCUGGGCCGCUAGGGCCGGGAUCUGUGCCCCUGAGCUUGCCCAACGUGCCUCCUCCGUCCAUGCACUCGGGUGGGCUAAUGGGAGUGCCGCCUGUACAAGCAGCCAAUGGACUGCACCCUGCGCCGCCAAGCGGCGCGGCGCCGCCCGGAAUGUACGGCGCCCCGCCGCCACCGCCUAUGCCGGGAAUGCCCGGCGGCAUGCCGCCGCCAGGCAUGCCAGGCGCGCCGGGGGGUCCGCCACCGCCUCCUGGCGCCUUCAUGCCGCCGCCACCUGGCAUGCCGAUGGGCCCGCCGCCGCCCACAACCAUGGCCCCGCCGCAGCAUGCCCCGCCGCAGCGCCCAGCGGUGCCACAAACGCCCCAGGCUUCAGGUGGAGGUCCCAGCCGCAUCGACCCCACCCAGAUUCCUCGUCCGGUGGCUCAACCCUCUUCCACGGAGCUCCUUGUGUUUGACACACGCAUGGCGGGCGCCCAUGCGGUGCCGCCGCCGGCCUCCUCGCGGUUCAUCGUGCGCGACCGUGGCAGCUGCUCUCCGCGCUACGUUCGCGCCACGCUUAACCACGUGCCGCACUCGCCCGAGCUGCUGAGCAAUUGCGCCAUGCCGCUGGCACUCGUGGUGUCGCCGCUGGCGCUUCCUGACCCCGGGGAUGACCCCAUUCAGAUGGUCGACGUUACGGAGGCGGGUCCCAUUCGGUGCGGCCGCUGCAAGGCCUACAUGAACCCCUGGGUGCGUUGGACGGGCUCGGGCCGCUCCUACACUUGCAACUUCUGCGGCCUCUCCAACACCACGCCCGACUACUACUUCUGCCACCUGGGUCCGGACGGCCGCCGGCGGGACGCAGACGAGCGCCCCGAGCUGUGCCGUGGCACGGUGGAGUACCUGGCCAGCAAGGAGUACGCGUUCCGCCCGCCCAUGGCGCCAGCGCACGUCUUCCUCAUAGACGUCAGCGCCGCCGCCAUCAGCUCUGGAGCCACAGCCUCCCUGUGUCGUGCAGUGGCCACGGCGCUGGACCGCAUCCAGGGCGGUUCCCGUGCGCUGGUGGGCAUUGCCACCUUCGACACCUCGGUGCACUUCUACUCGCUGCGGUCGCCCAGCUCCACGCCGCAGAUGCUGGUGAUGUCGGACGUGUCGGACGUGUUCGCGCCCGCCAGCGGCAAGCUGCUGAUGGAGGUGGAGGCGCAUGCGGCGCAGCUGAAGGAGCUGCUGGAGGGGCUGCCGGGCAUGUGGGCCAACAACCGGGUCAACGAUAACUGCGCAGGUGCCGCCAUUGAGGCUGCUAUCGACCUGCUGAAGCCGUACGGCGGGAAGGUGCAUGCCUUCGUGGCUUCGCUGCCCUCCGUGGGUGUGCACGCGCUGAAGCAGCGGGAUGCGGCGAACAUCGGCGAGAAGGACAAGCUGACCUACCUGACAAGCCAGGACAACACCCUGCGCUCGCUGGCCGCCACCGCCGCCGACCACAACGUGGCUGUCGACCUGGUGGUGCUCAGCCAAGCCUACUGCGACAUCGCCUCGCUGGCAGACCUCGCAACCACCACCGGAGGAACCGUCUACUCGUACGCGCCGUACAACGCGCUCGCGGACUUUGACCAGCUGGUCAACGACCUGUCGUGGAACGUGGCGCGGCAGCAGGGGCUGGAGGCGGUGAUGCGUGUGCGGUGCUCCAACGGCCUGGAUGUGGAGUCGUACUCGGGGCAUUGCUACAGGCCUCCCAACACGCCGGACGUCUUUCUGCCCGCCAUCGACUGCGACAAGGCGCUGCUGGCCAAGCUGGUUCUCACCGAGAAGCUAGCAGCCGGCUCCGAGUGCUACGUGCAGGCUGCGUUGCUGUACACCAACGUUGCGGGUCAGCGCGUCAUCCGGGUGCACACACUGGCCUUGCCCGUUACCGACAACAUAUCCACCGUAUUCAAGGGGGCGGAUCUGGACGCGCAGAUCUGCACGCUGGGUCGCCGUGUGGCCUCGGCGCUGCUGGGCCAGCAGACCCUGGGCGCCUGCCGCGAGAUGGUCAGCUCCACCGUGGUGGCCACUCUGUACGGCUACCGCCGCUACUGCGCCGCCUCCUCCUCCGCAGUGCAGCUCAUCUUGCCGGAGGCGCUCAAGCUGCUCCCGCUGUAUGCGCUGUCGCUGCUUAAGAGCGCGGGGCUCAAGGACAACGUGAAGCCCGACGACCGCGCUCUGUGGAUCACGCGCAUGGGCUGCCUGCCAUGCAGCCGCGUGGGGCCGCUGCUGUACCCCCGCCUGCUGCCACUGGCUCGCCUGCUGUCGGAGGCGCGCGAGGACAACGCAACGGCGGCGGAUGGCAACACCUUCGAGGGACAAACGCUCAGUAGCGAGAGUCUGGAGGCCGGCGGCGUGUCGCUGCUAGAGAACGGCUACGAGGCCAUUCUCUACAUCGACCGUGGUGCUUCUGGCCAGUUGCUGUACGACUUGCUUGGAGUGGCGUCGCAUGACGACCUCAGCCGCGUGCCCAACCUUGCGCUGCUUCCACGCGACAGCUGGCCCAGCCGGCUGCUGCAGGACUUGCUCACCAAGAUCCGGCUGCAGCGCUCUUCCUUCAUGCGGCUGCGUGUGGCGCGCAAGGGUGACCCCGCAGAGAGCGCUUUCUUCAACAUGCUGGUGGAAGACCGCUCCACGGCGGGCAUGAGCUACGUGGAAUACCUGUGCCAGAUACAUCGCCUCAUUCAGAACAAGAUGGCUUGAGGGGGUGGUGAAGGGAGGCAGGGUGUGGGUGUUGCAGGAUGGGAUGAAGCGGUCGGGGAGGCGGCGAAGUGGGAAGGCAAGGUUUCGCAUCUGGUCGAAGGAGGAUUGUGGGUUUGGGGAUAUCGGAUUAUAGGAGUGGUUGGCAGGUCUGGGAAAUGGAAGAUGGACAUUGGAGUACGCGGUGUUGGUGUCAGGCCUCACCUGGGGUUGGAUAUGGGUUUGCUGGACCUGCUGCACUGGAAAAGCUUGGCUUUAGUCUCGAGGAUGUUAAAACGGAAGGGCACGGGCAAGAGUUGGGAAGGGAUUGAGGGGCAGAGGAGAAACGUUCUAGGAGGGACACGUCCUAAGGGAAGACUAUCGGUAUCUUGCCACGCGAUCCACGCUGUCGGUGUCUAUCCACACUCUGAAGUGUAAGGGACACGGGGAGAAUUGGGUUAGACCGUGGUAUGUUGUUAUGACGUGUGACAGGUACCGGCAGGCCUCAGAAAGUGUUUGGUGACGACCUCACAUUGGUGAUGGUUAAACAGCGUAAGAAGCUGUCAAACUGGGGAUCUCCCUUCUGUGGUGAGCAUCACAGAAUCCGACUGGACGUUGAUGCUGGGAGCGCUGAAGCAUCCGUCUGGGCAAGCAGUACCUUCAGGAUUUGGGUGGCUGCGUUGCCGUCACGCAGACCUGGAGUGCUGCUCUUUUGGGGCAAGGGCCACUAGGGUUGUACCCGCAUGUAAUAUUUUAGCCUGGAA
Astrephomene gubernaculifera is the source of this 4173-nucleotide messenger RNA. NCBI's taxonomy places the organism in Eukaryota, Viridiplantae, Chlorophyta, Chlorophyceae, Chlamydomonadales, Astrephomenaceae. The record is from the annotation of a GenBank genome assembly.